GGCAACAAACGACGACGCUGCAGGAGCGAAAGUGCUUUACCAACUCGUACCCAAACAUGGACCAAAACGGAAAGUUAUCGUUUGCAGAAUUUAACCAAAAACUUCUAAAAUAUAUUUCAAACAGUGUUCAUUGCGAUGCGCAAGAGAAAGACAUUAUUUCGCGCUUUAAAAAACUGGUCGAACAGAGAGAUGCCUGCCUUGCACAACUGCAUAAGAAGAAAGAACUGGAACUGGUGUACUCGGAGGAUAUUAAAGGUUUGCAACAGCAGCACGCGAAAGCAGUCGAAGUGUUGGAAGGUAUAGAAAAGAAAUGCAACCUUCUUGCGCUAGAGCAGCUGUCGAUUGAUGGCGCACAGCUGCCGCUGAAAGAAUCGACAGAACAGAAUAAACCGCAAGGAUCGACUGAUCCAUCACACCAAAUGAAUGAAAUGUUGCUUAACCGAUUUUUGCGUAAAUAUUGCAAUUUAUACGUGCAGUUCAACGCUUGCGGCAGUGGAAUUCGUGUCCUAUCGUUAGCCGACAAUCAAUAUUACGAGUUUUGUUUGAACGACACCACAAAUGUUGCAGAAUUGAGAGAACACAUCUGGUCCAACUUAGCUGCCUCUAGUGGGCAUUUGAAUUCGUGGGAGAGUCUAUUGUAGUUUGUUCUGAUUUUUUUUUUAAUAAUAGACUAAGUUUCAAUGCGUGUCUUAGCAGUAAGUGACGAUACAUCGAAAAUGGACGCAGACUAGCACAUUAUUGAAAUGAACAGUUAAUUUUUUGCCGAAAAAAUAUCAAUUACAUUUUGACUUGUCUAGAAAAUUGCUCCUGAAUUGAUUGUUUUGCGAUGUAUUAUGUGCUGGCAGCUCGUCCCAUCACUGCAUUAUACUCUUCAAAGAAUCGAUAACAAAUUUGGUUAUGAAGACGCGAAUGAAUAGCUGUGCGGUCACUUCGGGCUGCAGAAGGACGGUACUAAAAGGAAUCAAUCUCUGGUUGAUAUCAUGGGUCUGUUUUGUGCAUGGUACGGAAUCCGUGCUUAGAAACAAGUAAGCAUGUUAAUACUCUGGUACAAAUCAUCGCUUUAAAAAGAAAUAUUAAUGCAUCUGAAACAUAGUUCAUUGCUUUUUUACAACUAAUUAUACUAUAAGAAUAUACUUCAAGUUAGAGCUUUCUU
Messenger RNA from Anopheles arabiensis, 1153 nucleotides. RefSeq lists its product as uncharacterized. NCBI's taxonomy places the organism in Eukaryota, Metazoa, Arthropoda, Insecta, Diptera, Culicidae. Bases 57 to 641 code for a protein of 194 amino acids. The transcript has 3 exons. The record is from RefSeq and is a predicted model, not a curated record.